Molecule: messenger RNA, 2142 nt
Organism: Phoenix dactylifera (date palm)
Lineage: Eukaryota; Viridiplantae; Streptophyta; Magnoliopsida; Arecales; Arecaceae
Source: RefSeq, a predicted model, not a curated record
AUGGGUCUCUGCAAGUCUGGUCCUCUCCACAUCUUAGUUCUCCUCCUUUUUCAGUUGUCCAUCGUGAUCUCUCUUGCAAGCCCACUCUCCUUCAACCUUACUGGCAAUAAACUGGACAAACCGAACAUAAACUUCUCUGGCGACGCCUACUAUCACAGCAGCAUCGUCGAACUGACCAAGAACCAGAUUGGCAAUUCUCCUGACAAUAGCGUUGGAAGCGCCACAUAUUCCGAACCGGUGGCUCUCUGGGACAAAGCUUCAGGAACGCUUGCCAACUUCACAACAAAUUUCAGAUUCUCUAUCAACGGCUUCGGAAAUCAGCUAAGUGCCGAUGGGCUUGCCUUCUUCCUCUCACCCUUCCCUUUUGUCCAGGACCCAUCGGCAACAGCCGGUAAAAAUCUUGGACUAUAUAAAAAUAAUGGCAACAAAACAGACGAGAACAAGAUCGUGGCUGUCGAAUUUGAUAGUUACAUGAACACUGAUGUCAACGAUACAAGCGCCAACCAUGUGGGCAUCGACAUUUGGUCGAUCUUUUCCCAAAAACAAGUGGACUUGAAGGCUAGCCUCAGAGAGAAUGCACAAUUCAUUGCAUCCGUUAGUUACGAUGCUGCUGCUCAAAAUUUGAGCGUCUUCCUCAGUAAUGCUUCAGAUCCUCGGAGGAAUUGGAGCUUGUUUUAUGCAGUGGACUUGAGGGACCACCUGCCUGAGAACGUAGCCAUUGGCUUCUCAGCUUCCACCGGGGAACUUUACGAGUCGCAUAGCAUCUACUCCUGGGAUUUCAAUUCCUCCAAUUUGGGUUCUCAAGAUCUUGCUCCCAGCCCUGGACUUAGUCCAACUAAUGAAACUUUCGAAGCCAAGAAGAAGAGUAAGAUGAGCCUAGUGGUGGGGCUUGCUUGUGGCAUUGGGAUCUUGCUAUGUGGGUUGGGUUUGGUGUGUUCCGUAGUAUGGCAUAAGAGGGAUGGUGGAGGGAUGGAAGCACAAGAAGCACAAGAAGAAGAAGAAGAAGAAGAAGAAGAAGAAGAAGAAGAAGAAGAAGAAGAGAAGGCUCUUGAAUUGUCCAUCAAUAAUGCAUUCGAGAGAGGUGGCGGCCCUAGGAAAUUUUCUUAUAGUGCACUCGCGAUUGCAACCAGAAAUUUUGUUAAGGAGGCAAAGCUUGGGAAAGGGGGUUUCGGGGAGGUUUACAUGGGAGUGUUGGAUGAUACGAAGCAAGAAGUGGCAAUCAAGAGGAUUUCCAGAGAUUCUAAGCAAGGGACAAAGGAGUAUAAAUCGGAAGUCACGAUUAUAAGCCGGCUGCGGCAUCGCAAUCUUGUGCAGCUCAUUGGCUAUUGCCAUCAAAGAGGCGAUUUGUUGCUUGUCUACGAGUACAUGUCGAACAAAAGCCUCGAUCGCCAUCUAUACAACGAGGAGAGAUUGCUAACAUGGCCAGAGAGGUACCAGAUCGCAUUCGGCUUGGCCUCGGCACUUCUCUAUCUUCACGAAGAGUGGGAGCAGUGUGUAGUCCAUAGAGAUGUCAAGCCGAGCAACGUGAUGUUGGAUUCGGGGUUCAAUGCUAAACUCGGUGAUUUUGGGCUAGCAAGGCUUGUGGAUCAUGAUAGUAAUAUGCAAACAACGGUUAUGGCUGGGACGAGGGGAUACAUCGCACCUGAAUAUGCUACCACAGGAAAAGCUAACAAAGAAUCAGAUGUAUACAGCUUUGGAGUUGUUGUACUAGAGCUUGCAUGUGGUAGAAAACCAAUUGAUUUAAAAGAGAAGCAAGACAAGGUGAAUUUGGUAGAGUGGGCUUGGGAGCUUUAUGGCAAAAACAUGUAUUUAACGGCAGUGGAUAAAAGGUUAAAGAUGGAAUUCGAAGAGAAACAAAUGGAGCGCUUCAUGAUUGUAGGGUUGUGGUGCGCCCAUCCAGAUUACAACAUGAGACCAUCAAUAAGACAAGCAAUUAACGUUCUCAAAUUUGAUGGUCCACUACCUGAUCUGCCACCCAAGAUGCCUGUAGCAAUGUAUUUUCCUCCAAUGGAUAUUUCUAAUCUUAUCUCCACAUCAUCAUCAUCCGGUGGACCUCCAGUUAGUAGCUACUCUUCAAGCUCCAACUCAAACAUGGCCAGGAGUUAUUUUGAACAAGAAAUUGAAGCAGGUUUUAGAGAUUGA